Molecule: messenger RNA, 3776 nt
Organism: Hyla sarda
Lineage: Eukaryota; Metazoa; Chordata; Amphibia; Anura; Hylidae
Exons: 2
Coding region: 1175-3460 (761 amino acids)
Source: RefSeq, a predicted model, not a curated record
AUGGCGAAACCAAAAGUCACCCCCCCUGAUCUGCUAUUGUUCGUCGCUUCAAUAUGACCAAUAGCAGUGAUAGGAGGGGUGGCACCCCUGCCACCUCACUCCUAUCCCUUCAGGGGGAUCAUGGGUGUCUUGGACAACCCCGAUCCCCCUUAUUUUCCGGGUCACCACAGACCUGUAUGACCCGGAAUUGCGCAAAUCGCUGGUGUGAACUCACCAGCGAUUUGCUGCGAUCACCGACAUGAUGACCCCCUUGGGCAUUUGCGCGGGGUGCCUGCUGAUCGAAAUUCCCACGGCCGUACAUGUACGUCAUGGUUCCUGAACAGGUUAAUGUUAUGUGAUAAUAAAAUUGGAUUUUAUUUUUGACUCAAUUAAGUGUAAGCUCUACAUUUCUUUGGUGUACAAGGAAUGUUAAAGAUCAUAUGGUGAAGAGUCAUUUUCUGGCCAGCGUAGGAGGUUCCCGGCUGAGGUCUCCGCCCACAAGGUCUUUCAGAAAGUAAAAGGAAUGAAUAACCCAAUUGAUGGAUAGGCGGGCCUUCUCUCUAAAACAUAGGGCUAGCUCCGGCAUGUCUCAUUCAUUCCAGCUCCAGCCACCACAGUGACCAGAUCCACAGGACUUCUUAAAGCUAAUACAGACUGCAAAUCUGAUAAAUACCAAAGCCUGUGAGUAAGGAAUUGCUAGUUAUCUUGUGUAGAGAGAUGCUCGGCAUUUGUAGAUAGAUAAUGUGUUUUCAGUGUGUAGUAAGUGAGCACAUGUUAGACUAUCUAUGUAUUAGCUAUGCAUAAUGUAAGGCACUUGAAUAGCCAUGCUUAUAUCUGUCUUUCAUAUGUUUGUUUUACAGUUUUACCGCACUUUCAUUAUAUCUCAGUAAAGAUUACAUCAGUUAAGCAAACCAGCGUGUCUUUCCUUGAGAUUCGGUAUAAACUUGAUGUGAAGCUGUGUCCACGAGACAGCGGAGACAUUAUAGUAAAAAGGCUUUUAAAACGUUAUCAGAAGCAGUUAAUCAGCUUUGAAUCGUCUGCAACAGUAAAAAAGACUCAUAAAUCCUGUGCCCUGCAGUCUGUGUCGGAGUAAGGGCGCGAAGCACUAGAAAGUGAAACUAAUUCUCUCACGUGCUAUAACACCGCUGUGCUGUGUCCAGUCAUCAUCAUUAUCUGCGCUGCCAGCUAAAUCAAGAUGCAGAACCCAGAGAACAGCACUCUGACAGUUAACCCUCAAUGCUCCUAUAAAGAGGAAGACACCUUGCAAAGAAGUAGAUCUAGGUGCACAACAUUGUCUAGAGCGUCCAGUCAAACAAAUCUAACUUCGGUUAGCGCCGAUGCAUCAAGAUUUAAACGCCAUAGUUCUAGACACUCAAGCACCACCAGCCUGUCAUCCGCUAGCGCCAUAGCAACUAAGGCAAGAGCGAAAGCAGAGGCAGCUUGUGCAAUGGCGUCCUAUGCAAAGCAGGAAGCUGAAUUGAUGAAAGAACAAGCUGAAGCACUUAGAAGAAAAGCUGAAGUGCAAGCAUCUUUACACUUACUGCAACAGCAGAAAAACGCUGCAGCAGCCUUAGCCGAGGCAGAAGUUCUCACAAGGGCUGCCGAAGCUCAGUUCGCUGACAUAGAAACCCAGAUGUCACCCCUCAGCGCAAGCCAACGUACCCGUGAGUACAUACAGUCACAAGCAACCAUGUACACUGACCAGCAGUUCAAUGACACAUCAAGGCCAUCAUUGACUCCACCAGCAAUAAGCAACUUUGAUUAUACGCAACACUGCAAGACUGAAUCAGAACCUCAGGGUAGGAAGUCAAGUGGUCACAUCCUCAGAGACCAAUCUGCCAACCUGACAAGAGUGCAAACGGAUGCUGAUGUACUCCCUCCUCAAGCAAAUACAAGUCUGGAUUAUAGCAGAAAGACUUACAACAGAGGAGAAGAAAGCAGACUUAGUCAAGUACCUCAUCAGCCUUACCAGCCGCAGCCAUACCCUGAGUUUACACCCAGGAAGUAUUCACCAGAUGCAGCAAGAGCUACAGAGGUAGCAAGAUUCCUGAUGCGCCGUGAGAUAGUGAGCGCUGGUCUCAUGAAAUUCGAUGACCGUCCAGAAAACUACUGGGCCUGGAAGUCAUCUUUCCUAAGCGGUACCCAAGACUUAGAUCUGACAGACAGAGAAAAGCUUGAUCUGCUCGUCAAAUGGCUAGGACCAGAGUCCACUGAGCAAGCCCAAAGAAUCAGAUCAGUACAUGUUCAUGACGCAGCAGCAGGACUUGCAAUAGUGUGGAGGAGACUAGAACACUGCUAUGGGUCACCUGAAGUGAUUGAAGAUGCUCUUCUGAAGAGGAUAGAAAACUAUCCAAGAAUGACAAACAAAGACAAUCAAAAGCUGAGAGGGUUUGGGGACCUACUCUUAGAAAUAGAAGCCGCUAAGUCUAGUGGAUAUCUGCCAGGUCUCUCAUACUUAGAUACAGCACGUGGAGUUGAUCCCAUAAUCGAGAAACUUCCUUUCAACUUGCAGGAAAGGUGGGUCACUCAAGCAUCAAGAUACAAGAAAGAACAACGAGUCGCAUUUCCAUCAUUUGCCUUCCUUGCUGAAUUCAUCGUAGAUCAAGCUGAAACACGCAAUGAUCCAAGCUUUGCUUUCCUGAACAAGAGAACUGCAAGCUCCCCAAAGGUAGAGCAAAAACAUCCAACGCCUUACAAAGAACGCAGAGCAACAGUUUCUGUACGUAAGACAGAAGUCUCGCCUGAGUCUGCAGUCAAUCAGGAAGACAACACAAGUAAGAAAGUUGAGGAGCCAGACAAAAUAUGUCUAAUCCACAACAAGCCUCAUCCACUAAGAAAAUGUCGCAGUUUCAGAAGUAAGACGUUAGAAGAGCGCAAAGCUUACCUUAAAGACAAUCACAUUUGUUUCAGAUGUUGCGGUUCAAUUCAGCAUCUUGCAAAAGACUGUACAAAAACAAUAAAAUGCACAGAGUGCAACAGUGAUAAACACCUGUCAGCACUGCACCCAGGACCACCACCAUGUAAACAAGAAGUUCCAGCAACUCAAGAAGAUCAUGGUGGGGAGCAAGGCGAGAGUACAACGCCAACAGUAACCUCAAAGUGUACUGAGAUCUGUACAGAGCAGGGCCGCCCCAGAUCAUGUUCCAAGAUAUGCUUAGUCAAGGUGUAUCCUGCAGGCUUCAGAGAAAAAGCAAUCAAGAUGUACACAGUCUUGGAUGAACAGAGUAACAGAUCUCUGGCAAAAACAGAGUUCUUUGACCUCUUCGGUGACAAAGGAAGUCCAACUCCAUACACCCUGAAGACUUGUUCUGGAGUUGUAGAGACAACAGGGAGAAGAGCAAACAACUACAUCAUUGAGUCAUUAGAUGGAAAGACAAAGGUGACUCUUCCUACCCUCAUAGAAUGUGAUGAGAUACCAGACGACAGGUCAGAGAUCCCACACCUGAAGUUGCUCGUCAUCACCCCCAUCUGGUGCGAAUAGCAGACCAGAUACCAGCACUAGAUCCAGAUGCUGCAAUCAUCCUUCUACUUGGGAGAGAUAUCCUCAAAGUGCACAAAGUCAGAGAACAGUACAAUGGGCCACACAAUGCACCAUUUGCACAACGCCUUGAUCUCGGAUGGGUCAUCGUUGGAGAAGUAUGUCUAGACGGACUCCACAAACCAGAAAAGGUAAAUGUCUACAGAACACAUCUGUUACAGAAUGGUCGUACAUCUUGUCUUUGCCCAUGUACCAACAGUCUACACAUUAAAGAGAGACUUGUAAACCCAACACAUCAUCCGAGUAUCCAGAGGUGCAU